This is a messenger RNA of Lecanosticta acicola, 1336 nucleotides long. NCBI's taxonomy places the organism in Eukaryota, Fungi, Ascomycota, Dothideomycetes, Mycosphaerellales, Mycosphaerellaceae. The record is from the annotation of a GenBank genome assembly.
AUGUAUAACAACACCACCGAUCCGAAUCAGAGCCCCAACAACUGGUCCCCACAGCCGCCGAAUGGCCAGUACCAGCAGCAGAGACCUAACAAUCCCAAUCAGGUAAGUUACAUCUUGCGCCCUGCUUGCUUGAUCGUCCCAGAAAGUUGGGGUUCGCUACGGAGUGUGCCAAGGCCGUGGCCAGCUUUGCUGUUACGCCAUUCACCUUUCGCUUCUCUCCGACCUCCAAUUCUCAACCUUGCAUCUCACGUCGCUCUCACCACCAACACCGCAUCCACAUCAAAUCUUCCCUCCUACCUGCAAAUUCGCACCACAUAUCGCAGACCAUGGGUGGCACUGCAAUUGAUCCCGCGUUGGCCGACGUGGAUGUCCAGGUAGAAGGUAAUGCUGACCAAGAUGAUGAGAAGAACCUCGCUCCCAUCGCACAGUCUGGAGUCCAGCAGCCGCAGCCGCAACAGGGCGCACCGGCGAUGCCUACGUUGCAGCCUCAGCAUCCCGACCAGUACAGAGCCCUUCCUCCGCCUCAGCAAAUCUAUCCUCCUCCAUACGGAGCUGGCAUGGCAUAUCCUCCCACGCAACCCGCACCACGCCAACGCACUGCCAUCGCUUGCCGCUACUGCCGCCGCCGCAAGAUCAGAUGCAGCGGAUUCGAUCAGUCCGACGAUGGCCGCUGCACCAACUGUCAGCGGUUUUCUCAAGAGUGCGUCUUCACGCCAGUCAGCAGCCAGACUCAGGUAUGUGUAUUGUAGCCGUCGCGUCGUACCAUGUCUUUCGCGUCAACUAAUACUUAUUCCAGGCGUUUGUGCCCGCGCACACCGUGUGGCGUGGCCAGGGCGGGCCUCCUCCAAACACGCAGCUCUACGGCGCGUAUGGCCAGCCACUGCCACAGCACGGCCAGAACCGUGACGGCUACCCACAACAACAGCAGCAGCAGCAGCAGCAAGCUGGACAGUAUCCUCCAGUGCCGCCGCAGGGCUACCAGCAGCAGCCUAUGUAUGGCCAGCAGCCGGGCCAGCAGAUGCCAGCACAAGGUACGAAGCGCCCGAACGAUGAGCCGCAUACCCCGACACUUCCACCACCCAACCCCGGCGCACAGGCUCAGAUGCAAGGCUACUCUGAUCCCUCUGGUGCGUCGUUUGCCUCUCCCACUCCUUCCUAUUCUCAUUCCUCUUUUGAGCCCUACUCUUAUCCCUAUCACAACCAGCCGGCUGUUCGUGGAGGUCGCCCUCCGUCAAGCGGUCUGCGACACACCGUCAAGGGCAACGAGCCUGGUCAGUCGCAGCCGGAGCGCACCUCCACGGACAGUAGCAUGGUUCAAGCCCUCAAUCGCGCCUAG